Messenger RNA from Penicillium brevicompactum, 1614 nucleotides. Its product is annotated as MFS transporter. Gene Ontology annotation, biological process: transmembrane transport. The record is from RefSeq and is a predicted model, not a curated record. Bases 1 to 1614 code for a protein of 537 amino acids. The transcript has 4 exons. Lineage: Eukaryota; Fungi; Ascomycota; Eurotiomycetes; Eurotiales; Aspergillaceae. Gene Ontology annotation, molecular function: transmembrane transporter activity.
AUGGAUACACCUCGAUCAGAACAGAUCCACACCUCCGCGACCAGCCGGACCGCCUCUGUUGGGUCCGGGGAGCAACCCGAUUACCUCAACCUACCUGUCCGCGAGGUCAGUGAUGGCGCCGACCUUCGCGAAUACACCACCGAAACGAGAACGGGGGAGAUCAUCAAGCCUGUGAAGUCAAAUGUCACCGGCAAAAUGGAAGAUUGGAAGCUCGUCACUUUCACACUCGAUGACCCCGAAAACCCCAAGAACUGGUCAAAGGCAUACAAAUGGUACUGUACCAUGGUUGUUGCUUUCACUUGUUUUGUCGUCGCAUUUGCCAGUAGUGUCAUCACUGCGGACUUGGAAGGACCAAUGGAAGACUUUGGCGUCUCUCGUGAAGUCAGCUUGGUUGUUGUCACGGUCUUUGUCGUUGGAUUUGGACCAAUGGUAUUCGCUCCCAUGUCAGAGAUCUUCGGACGUCGACCACUCUAUGCCAUUACCCUCCUCAUUGCUGUCAUCUUCAUCAUCCCUUGUGCUGUCUCCAAGAACAUCGGAACUCUCAUCGUUUGCCGCCUUAUCGACGGAAUAGCAUUCAGUGCGCCUAUGACUCUCGUGGGUGGCACUCUGGCAGAUCUGUGGAAAAGUGAAGAGCGAGGUGUUCCGAUGGCAGCUUUCAGUGCUGCCCCAUUCCUUGGCCCCGCCAUCGGUCCUCUUGCCGGUGGCUUCUUGGGUGAUAACUGUGGAUGGCGUUGGCUUUACUGGCUCCAGCUGAUCUUGGGAUUCGUUUCCUGGGUUCUGAUCACCUUCACUGUCCCCGAGACAUACGCACCCAUUUUGCUGAAGAAGAGGGCCCAGAAGCUCCGAAAGUCUGAGAACGAUGACAAGUACACCACCGAAGGCGAGCUUGACCCCCGCCCCAUGGGAGAGAAGCUGCGCAUCUUCCUCUGGCGCCCCUUCCAGCUUCUCUUCCUUGAGCCUAUUGUGCUUUUUAUUGCACUUUACAUGUCUGUCUUGUAUGGUUUGCUGUACAUGUUCUUCGUUGCCUACCCAAUUGUGUACCAGGGUGGUAAAGGGUGGAGUGCUUCCAUGACUGGACUGAUGUUCAUUCCUCUCGCCAUCGGUGUCCUCAUGAGCGCAGCCUGUGCUCCCUUCGUCAACAAGAACUACCUCAAGAUCUCAGCCCAAUGCGGCGGAAAGCCCCCAGCGGAGAAGCGUCUCAUCCCGAUGAUGUGGUCUUGCUGGCUCGUCCCUAUUGGUCUCUUCAUCUUUGCCUGGACCUCAUAUACCGAUCUUCACUGGAUGGGUCCGGCAAUGGGAGGAUGGCCCGUUGGCUUCGGCUUUAUCUUCUUGUACAACUCGGCCAACAACUACCUUGUGGAUACCUACCAGCACCAAGCAGCAUCUGCUCUCGCAGCCAAGACCUUCCUCCGUUCUAUGUGGGGCGCCUCCACUGUUCUGUUUACAGAGCAGAUGUACAACCGAUUGGGCUACCAGUGGGCUAGCUCCCUCCUCGCUUUCAUCGCUUUGGCUUGCUGUGCUAUCCCCUAUGUGUUCUACUUCAAGGGUGAGGACAUUCGUCGAUUCUCGAAGUAUGCCUUCAGCGAUGAUGAAGAGCAGGCCAUCAAAGCAUGA